This is a messenger RNA of Nilaparvata lugens (brown planthopper), 3000 nucleotides long. RefSeq names its product T-complex protein 11-like protein 1. Bases 238 to 1698 code for a protein of 486 amino acids. Lineage: Eukaryota; Metazoa; Arthropoda; Insecta; Hemiptera; Delphacidae. The record is from RefSeq and is a predicted model, not a curated record. Gene Ontology annotation, biological process: signal transduction. The transcript has 10 exons.
UAUUUUAUUCUCUUGUCGCUGUCUGUAUCUGUAAUCAACAUUUUGCUUCUGCUUUUGUUUUGAUGAAUGAGUUAUUUGAUACUUGUUUUUAACAAUAAAUCUGAGCAUGUAGUCUUUAAAUAAUCAAUUUUUAUGAUUUUAUCGUUUAAAUUUUAGUAUAAAACUCUUUAAAUCAACUGUUUUGAUUGCUGCAGAUCAAUUUCUUCCGAAACAUCACUCACACAAAACACAUUCAACAUGGCAGAUGAUAAGCAAGAAAAAUCUGGAAAAAAAGAGACCCCUCAAGGAGCAAUGAAUAUCAAUCCAUCUCCACCUAGGCUGCCGGGAGUGACGGACGCCUCGCCGCCCCGCUUCCUGAGCUGGGAGGAGAUCCAGACGGCGGCCAACGGACUGACCAAGAUGCGGCUGGCCCACGAGGUGGCCGUCGACCAGCAGUUCCGGUUGCAGCGAGCCGCCCCGGCCGCCGACUCGAUCGAGGCCCAAGUCAAGCAGACGCUGCACAACGCCUUCUGGGACCUGCUCAGGGAGUCCCUCGCCGCCGAUCCUCCCAACUACGAUCAGGCGCUUGUGCUGCUCGACGACAUCAAACAAAACCUUUGCGAAUGCCUACUUGCCCACCACUCUAGGCUGAAAGAAGAAAUUGAAGAAGUGCUUGAUAAGGAACACAUUCGACAACAAGUUCUUAGCAACACUCUCGAUUUCAAGUUUUAUGCCGACUUUGUUGUUAACAUGAUAAGCAAGCUGUGUGCCCCAAUAAGGGAUGACAAUGUCAAAGAACUGCGGCAGGAAACGGAUGUUGUCAACCUGUUCAGGAAAAUACUUGAGUUAUUGGAUUUGAUGAAACUGGAUAUUGCAAACUUCACGCUGUCAGUGUUUAAAACUGACAUCACGAUGAAGAGUAUACAGUAUGAGAAGUCAGAGUUUAAAAAGUUUCUCAAUUUGCAGAAAGAAAAUGGCGUUGACGGUUUGGAGUACACAAAGCAAUGGUUGCUACGCCACCACACAGAACCAACGCCGUCUUCCAAUUGGUACAAAAUUCUUGGCAAGUGCUACAUAGACCUGCUCGACUGGCAGACUGAUUUCUCAAAUUAUCCAGAGACCGUGUUGAUGGAUCGGUCGCGGUUCACCGAGAUUGGCGCCGACCUGCACAAGCUAGCUGUAGUGGCAUCGGUGGUGCUUGUGGCGGCCGACUGCUCCCAGGGCGCCCUGCAGGUCGUUCCCGACGCCAAGCUCAACAUCAAGGCGAUGGCGCUCAACGCUGUCAAGGAGACGCCUCUCAGUGAGUUGGAGUCAUGUCUGACGGCAUUAGCAGAGAAAGUGGUGAUAGAAACUACAGAAGCAAUGAAAAAGACAACUGUUGAGCCGUUAAACGGAGAUAAGCAGAGUAUUUUGUAUCACACCAUACUGCAAGUGAAAGAUCCCACUCAACGUAUACGGCAGCUAGUAUACAACAGGAUGCGGGAAUUCAUCGAAUCUGUGAUAGCGAUGGACUCUACCAGGUCCAACCAGAUCCCUGGCGGCCUCUCGUGGAUGCACAGUGAACUAAUGGCGCUGUCAGCGCGAAUCGUACUGCUAGUCAAGCACAACCGCGAUGUCUUCUGGGAGUUCUAUUGUCAGAUUUUCGCAGAGCAGGAUGCUGCACUCGGCAGCAGUCAGACUCAGUCUCAGUCAGCCGCAGACAAAGUGGAACACACUUGAACGACAAACUGUGACUGGAUUCUGAACAAAACAUUUGAACGACCAAGUGGAGCAGCUUGAAUCAAAGCUCAAUUGAUUACCAAAUCACAAUGAAAUUGUGAUUUUGAGCACGAGUCGUUUGUAAUCAUUCAAUUGAUAGAACUUCAAAUAAACAAUCAAUUGAAUCACAGAGCUACAAUCGAAUUGUAACAGUUGAAACUUUUGACAACAAUCAUAAAUUGUAGAUAACAACAAUAACCAUUUGAUGGACCAGUUUUAAAACCUGAUCCAAUCAGGAAAUCAUUGAAUGUAAUUAUUACUUUCUAAUUUAUAGUCUAGAAUUCUAAAUCUAACUAAGUUUAAAUUCUCAAACUUAACCACUUCUUAACAUAUGUUUAUGAACAGUAUCUCCUCAAUAUAUUAAGGGUUUUAUUUGUAAGCCAACCUUAGUAACGUUGCUAGAUAAGCGUGAUUUGGUUCAUUGAUCCUCAAAGCGUGCUUGGCUGAAAAAGAAGUUUUUAAACCCAUUCAUAAUUACAGUCCCAAUACCCAUUAGAUAUUUUGACCUAGAUCUAAUCAGUCACACAAAGACAAAGUCCACAAAUGCCUUGUUAGAACUACCAAACUAUGUAUAAUAAAGACUUACAAAACACAUAUUUUCUUGGAUCAUAGCCUAUAACUUUUUUGACAGAUGUAAUUAUUAAUACUCUCAAAAGAAUUUGCCAGUUUUACAUUUCACAUAUACCUUGUUGAAACUACUGAACUUAGUGAAUUACAGAUUCUAUCAAAUCAACCCUUCAUUUUUUCCAACAAUUAUUAAAUUUUGAUGGAUGUCUUGUUUUGGUCUUCAUGUCAUAUUUGGCACAAAUAUUAAACUUCUUUUUAUAUCAUGAUAACUUUAUUAUCUUUACUUAAUAUUAUUUUCAAUAUGAAAAUAAUAGUUCUUUUAUCAUAAGUAGCAAAAAUAUUUGACAAAAUUAUUAUUUCUGGAACAAAUACUUGGAUAAUUGCAUGGGUUCAGAGCUGAUGCAUGGUAACUUAAUGAGAAAAUAAUUUCAAAUUUUUAUCAAUUAUCAUAAAAUCAUGUGAAACCCCUGCUAUCACAUUCAAAAGUUUGUAAAAUUUAUUGAUAUCAGUGUACCAUAUUGCUGUUAAACCAUAUAUUAGACAUUUAUUUCUAUUAAAGUAAAGCUCUAACGGCAAUAUCAUUAGGGGAAUUUUACAAUAGAUUUUUAUUAUUUUCUAGAGCCUUUUUGGUAUCAAAUGUUUUGCAUGUUGUAACAAAUAUUCUAAUUAAAUGUUUUUCAGAAGAUGAGAAUAAAA